Molecule: messenger RNA, 576 nt
Organism: Orycteropus afer afer
Lineage: Eukaryota; Metazoa; Chordata; Mammalia; Tubulidentata; Orycteropodidae
Gene: NKIRAS2
Product: NFKB inhibitor interacting Ras like 2
Exons: 3
Coding region: 1-576 (191 amino acids)
Biological process (GO): canonical NF-kappaB signal transduction
Molecular function (GO): GTPase activity; GTP binding
Source: RefSeq, a predicted model, not a curated record
AUGGGGAAGAGCUGCAAGGUUGUUGUCUGUGGCCAGGCGUCUGUGGGCAAAACGUCAAUCCUGGAGCAGCUUCUAUACGGGAACCAUGUGGUUGGGUCUGAGAUGAUCGAGACACAGGAGGACAUCUACGUGGGCUCCAUUGAGACAGACCGGGGUGUGCGAGAGCAAGUGCGUUUCUACGAUACCCGGGGCCUCCGGGAUGGGGCCGAGCUGCCCCGGCACUGCUUCUCCUGCACUGAUGGCUACGUCCUGGUCUACAGCACUGACAGCCGAGAGUCCUUCCAACGUGUGGAGCUGCUCAAGAAGGAGAUUGACAAAUCCAAGGACAAGAAGGAGGUCACCAUUGUGGUCCUCGGCAACAAGUGUGACUUACAGGAGCAACGGCGUGUGGACCCAGAUGUAGCUCAGCAUUGGGCCAAGUCAGAGAAGGUGAAGCUAUGGGAGGUAUCGGUGGCCGACCGCCGCUCCCUCCUGGAGCCCUUUGUCUACUUGGCCAGCAAGAUGACCCAGCCCCAGAGCAAGUCGGCCUUCCCUCUCAGCCGCAAGAAUAAGGGCAGUGGCUCCUUGGAUGGCUGA